AUGCUCAUGUUAUCCUUUCCUAGAAGGUCCCUUAAGAUCUUCAAACUAAGUCUGUUACUUAUAUUAAUAGCGUUGGCGAUAGUAUUGGCAACAACUCUGGGAUAUGAAGCUAACCCACUCUCCGAUUACAAGUUUCAUUUUGAAAAAUCUCUAUUCCCAACCAAUCAUCAUAACUCCCUAGCAAAUACCAACAAUAAAGAUGACAAACAUUCAUUAUUGUCUGCUCUUGUUACAUCUGAUGAAAACAUCGAUACGCCAAAUAAAUACGAACUAGAUAAUGUUGUAGCACUGCCGAAGACAACAAUAUUAUCACCUGAAACAAUAGGGACCUCCGGCACCGUUGCUUCCACUGAAGAAAAGCCAUCAACAGAGACUAUACACAAGUUUUUCGACCAAGUUUUCAAUUAUAUCAACGAGUUUUCACCAGAAACUAAGUUAGACAUUAAAUAUAAUCCAUCUCGUCUGGUUACGGAUGCUAUUGGGUCUAGACGAAAUGACGUUAAAAAUUUCUUCAAAUUGUCUAGGAAUUCAUUAUAUGAUUGUUUGCAAAUAUCAGAUCAAGAAAUUGACAUGCUAAAAAAUUACCAUCAAGGAUUUACUAAUUCUAUUGCUCCCUUGGAAUUACCUAAAAACACUUACCAAAAUGAUGGGAUCGUUAUAGUAGGUGGCGGUAAAUAUUCUUUAUUAUCGUUAUUAGCCAUUAAGACAUUAAGGAAGUUUAAUACAACAUUACCUGUAGAAGUUUACAUCUCUCAGGAUGAAGAAGGUGAUUUAGAAUUCUGUGAUGAAAUCUUACCUCAAUAUAAUGCUAAAUGUAUCAGCAUUAAAAAUAUCCUAUCUAAUGACUUGAUUAAUACUUUCAAAUUCGCAGGCUACCAAUACAAAUCAUUAGCAGUAUUAUCUUCCAGUUUUGAAAACUUAUUAUUAUUAGAUGCAGACAAUUUUCCCAUUAAACCAUUAGAUGAUAUCUUUAAACAGGAACCUUAUUUAUCAAAACGUAUGGUUAUGUGGCCAGAUUUUUGGAGAAGAACAACUCAUCCUUCAUAUUAUGACAUUGCUCAUAUUUUUGUUAACAAAUCUAGUAGAAUAAGAAAUUCUUAUGAUGAUGUUACUCCUUCAAAUGUUUAUACUGAUUAUUCCAAAUCAUUGGAUGAAAUACCAUUCCAUGAUUUUGAAGGAACAUUACCUGAUCUUUCCACUGAAUCUGGUCAAUUAUUACUUAAUAAGAAGGAACAUUUGAAGGCGAUCUUGUUGGCUUUAUAUUAUAAUGUUAAUGGUCCAAAUUGGUAUUACCCAAUCUUUUCUCAAGGUGUCGCAGGAGAAGGUGACAAAGAAACCUUUCUUGCAGGUGCAAAUUUUUAUAAUUUAACCUAUUAUCAAGUUAAAACGUAUCCUCGUGUUAGUGGCCAUUUUAAUAAAGAGGAUGGAAGUUAUAGAGGGGUGGCAAUUUUACAAUCUGAUUUUGUGGAUGAUUAUAAAAGAUAUUCUCAUGCUAUGGAUGAUAUUAAUUCCAAAUAUAAAGAUCUAUCGCCAAAUGAAAUUAAAUUAGAUGAAGAUUAUGAUUUACAAAAUUUCUUGGAUAAAUAUUUUGAACUUGAAGGAAAACAGGCUGACGUUAUGUUUAUUCAUGCAAAUUUCCCGAAGUUUGAUCCAGUCGAUCUUGAAUCUGGUUCAAGCUUUAUCCACGAGGGUAAACAUUUCCGUUCGUUUGAUAAUUUGAAAGAUAUUAAGUAUUAUGAUUUAGAAUUGGAGACUUUUAAGAUUUUAAACAAUAUAAUAUGUGUUGAAAGGAAACACUUCAAAUACAUAGAUGAUAAAGGAGUUGAGGAAAGAGGAAAAGUAUGUAAAUAUAUUGAAGACAGAUUAAAAUUCCUUGAAGAGACUCACGAGGAGGCAAUAACACCAAAGAGUUAA
Molecule: messenger RNA, 1914 nt
Organism: Naumovozyma dairenensis CBS 421
Lineage: Eukaryota; Fungi; Ascomycota; Saccharomycetes; Saccharomycetales; Saccharomycetaceae
Product: alpha-mannosyltransferase
Exons: 1
Coding region: 1-1914 (637 amino acids)
Biological process (GO): mannan biosynthetic process
Cellular component (GO): Golgi apparatus
Molecular function (GO): alpha-1,2-mannosyltransferase activity
Source: RefSeq, a predicted model, not a curated record